AUGGCCGGCGAAACAAAUCCCCGCUCGCCCACAAAGGGAGAAGGCAGUUCAGAACCGAACCGAACGGUCGGUCCCGACGGCAGCUCACAAACAAACAAGAAUGCCAAUGAGGCGGCCACCGGAUUUCGGAGCAUCGUAACGAUGCUCGAAGAACUCUCCCUCAUUGCCAUCUCCGACCACCUCCCCAAAGACAAAGACCCAGCGCGCGAACCGGACACUGCGACAGCAGCCAACGCGAUAGUGCUACAAAGCAGCAAACGCGAUGCCAUAGAGCGCCGACUGGACCAACUGCGCCAACAGGCCGGCUCGAACACCCCAGACGAGCCAGUCGAUUCGCUGAUGCGUCGCCUUGGUGCCGCCUAUCUCCUCGCAGACGCCUCGCCGCUUGCUCAACACGGGUGGAUAAAGGACUUCCUCGACGGAGGUCGUUGUGGACAAGCUGGUCGAGAAGGCAGACGCGCAGCACGCGAUGGGGGACUAUUCGGGCUUGAAAUACACGGCAUACAUGAAUUCGAGAGUGGGCGAGAUGCUGAAUGCUGCGGUAGUUAG
Anthostomella pinea is the source of this 549-nucleotide messenger RNA. NCBI's taxonomy places the organism in Eukaryota, Fungi, Ascomycota, Sordariomycetes, Xylariales, Xylariaceae. The record is from the annotation of a GenBank genome assembly.